Messenger RNA from Diaporthe amygdali, 957 nucleotides. RefSeq lists its product as uncharacterized. The coding region runs from base 1 to 957 and encodes 318 amino acids. The record is from RefSeq and is a predicted model, not a curated record. Lineage: Eukaryota; Fungi; Ascomycota; Sordariomycetes; Diaporthales; Diaporthaceae. The transcript has 2 exons.
AUGGCUGCCUCAAGUGCCACUCUCCCCCUCCCUCUCCCACGUAUCGGCGGACCAAAACUCAACCCAUUUCGUGGGACUGCAACUGCAGAAAUAAAGUUCAUACGUUAUGUUGGGAGUGAGGAUGACUUGGAUUCAAAAGUAUGGAAGGUUAGCAUCGACGGCAAAUUCUACGCUCUCAAGAUAUUUCACUUUCAUUAUUGGAAAGGGCUGAUGAAAAUAUCGGGUAAAUGGAUUAUAUCUCGGGAGGACGAUCCUGAGGGAGAUCGGCCACUCACGCCACAAGAGUAUCUCAACUAUCUGGACCCGUUCAACAACGAAUGCCGAGUCUACGGGCGUCUUAAGCAAGAAAAACGCGAGGAUAUCGCAGUUAGGGCCCAUGGCUACAUUCUACUCACGCCCGAACAGGAACAGCGCGUCACAGAGGGUCAUGGUAGAGAGUAUGUGGACCCAGAAACGUUGACUAGCCUCGGCAAUUACGAGCUGGACGAAGAGUCUAUGUGGUACCGACGUGGAUGUAAUCGGCACGAGCGUGUGCGAGCUAUAAUCAAGGACUUCGUGGAUGAAAGCACGCCCGAUUUCGAAAAGUCGCAGAUACGGCAGAUGUAUGAUGACAUCGAGACUCUCCAUUCCCUCAGCAUCCUCAUCCGCGACAUGCACCCCGGCAAUUACCUUGGCGGAAAGCUGAUCGAUUUCAGCCGGUCGUGGACUAUGUACCACCCCGGUCUUGACCGGAUCUCGUGGCAUGAUAUCUGUCAGCUGAGGCGGGAGGAGCCUCGAGACUUCGAGAAGAUGAUUGUCGCAUGGGCCUACGUCCACGACACGAGGAUACCGAUUCCAAAGGCAAUAAAAGAGUGGCAGGGCGGUCUCGAGGGCUGCGGUAUCAAUCCUUGCGACUAUGACUGGAGGAAAUGGGAGAACUUUGACGAGGUUGAUGCUCCUGAGCUGGACAACGCAUAG